AUGGCUGGCGUGGUGCUCCAGCGCGACCGCUUCGUGUGCUGCCUCGAGUCGCAUGGCCACCAUGCCCGCGCCGAGGCGAAGGCCGCUGCCACUCUCAACGCCCUCUGCUGCGCGCUCUCGCCGGCGGCAUUUGCAAAGCCUUGUCGUGGCGCUGCAAGUGUUGCCCCCCUCCUCCCCAAGGGCAAGGUGAAGGAAGGUGCAUGUGUGGUUCUUCAGCAGCUCGCAGCGAGGAUUGCUGUGUCCAACCUGCAGAAGUAUGCCAAGAAGUUCUCGGAGAUGAUUAAGGACAUGUCCCCGCACUACAACGAGAGAUCUGAGCUGUUUGGAAGUUAG
Molecule: messenger RNA, 333 nt
Organism: Triticum turgidum subsp. durum (durum wheat)
Lineage: Eukaryota; Viridiplantae; Streptophyta; Magnoliopsida; Poales; Poaceae
Source: the annotation of a GenBank genome assembly